This is a messenger RNA of Suricata suricatta (meerkat), 3293 nucleotides long. RefSeq names its product glutamate ionotropic receptor kainate type subunit 5 (gene GRIK5). Gene Ontology annotation, biological process: synaptic transmission, glutamatergic; modulation of chemical synaptic transmission. Lineage: Eukaryota; Metazoa; Chordata; Mammalia; Carnivora; Herpestidae. Gene Ontology annotation, cellular component: presynaptic membrane; plasma membrane; postsynaptic membrane. The transcript has 22 exons. Gene Ontology annotation, molecular function: transmitter-gated monoatomic ion channel activity involved in regulation of postsynaptic membrane potential; kainate selective glutamate receptor activity. The record is from RefSeq and is a predicted model, not a curated record. The coding region runs from base 300 to 3293 and encodes 997 amino acids.
UCCUCCAUUUUCUCCUUUCCCCUUCCUCCCUUCCCUGGCCCGCCCUCUCCUCUUCCACCUGUCCUUCUUCCCUGCUCCGGGGAGCCCCCGUUUUGGAUUAGUUGGGGGCCACUGCUGGAGGCGGGGGAGGGGGCUCUGUGGACUGCCCUCUCCCCCCGCCCCGGCCACACCACCACCCAGCGCCAGAGCAUCUCCCCGUUGUCUUUCUCGGGCCUCGAGGGAGCCCAGCCCUCCGUCCCACCAGGAUCCGUGGCGAGUGGGGGCCGCGGCAGCUGCGUCCCCAUGAGGAGGGGAGGAAGAUGCCGGCUGAGCUGUUGCUGCUGCUGAUUGUUGCCUUCGCCAGCCCCAGCUGCCAGGUGCUCUCAUCACUGCGCAUGGCUGCAAUCCUGGACGACCAGACAGUGUGUGGCCGCGGCGAACGUCUGGCCCUGGCUCUGGCCCGGGAGCAGAUCAACGGGAUCAUCGAGGUCCCAGCCAAGGCCCGGGUGGAAGUGGACAUCUUUGAGCUUCAGCGGGACAGCCAGUACGAGACCACAGACACCAUGUGUCAGAUCCUGCCCAAGGGGGUUGUGUCCGUCCUGGGGCCUUCCUCCAGCCCUGCGUCUGCCUCCACCGUGAGCCAUAUCUGUGGGGAGAAGGAGAUCCCCCACAUCAAGGUGGGUCCCGAGGAGACACCCCGCCUGCAGUACCUGCGCUUCGCGGCCGUCAGCCUGUACCCCAGCAACGAGGACGUCAGCCUGGCAGUCUCCCGGAUCCUCAAGUCCUUCAACUACCCCUCAGCCAGCCUCAUCUGCGCCAAGGCCGAGUGCCUCUUGCGGUUGGAGGAGCUCGUGCGUGGCUUCCUCAUCUCCAAAGAGACGCUGUCCGUGAGGAUGCUGGAUGACAGCCGGGACCCCACGCCGCUGCUCAAGGAGAUUCGCGAUGACAAGGUGUCCACCAUCAUCAUCGAUGCCAACGCGUCCAUCUCCCACCUCAUUCUCCGUAAGGCCUCAGAGCUGGGAAUGACCUCAGCGUUUUACAAAUACAUCCUCACCACCAUGGACUUCCCCAUCCUGCACUUAGACGGGAUCGUGGAGGAUACCUCCAACAUCCUGGGCUUCUCUAUGUUCAACACCUCACAUCCCUUCUACCCCGAGUUCGUGCGCAGCCUCAACAUGUCCUGGAGGGAGAACUGUGAAGCCAGCACCUACCCGGGUCCCGCGCUGUCAGCAGCCCUGAUGUUCGACGCCGUGCACGUGGUGGUGAGUGCCGUCCGGGAGCUGAACCGCAGCCAGGAGAUCGGCGUGAAGCCGCUGGCCUGCACAUCGGCCAACAUUUGGCCCCAUGGGACCAGCCUGAUGAACUACCUGCGCAUGGUAGAGUAUGACGGGCUGACUGGGCGGGUCGAGUUCAACAGCAAAGGGCAGAGGACCAACUACACCCUGCGCAUCCUGGAGAAGUCCCGGCAGGGCCACCGUGAGAUCGGGGUAUGGUACUCUAACCGGACCCUGGCCAUGAACGCCACCACCCUGGACAUCAACCUGUCGCAGACACUGGCCAAUAAGACACUGGUGGUCACGACCAUUCUGGAGAACCCGUAUGUCAUGCGCCGGCCGAACUUCCAGGCCCUGUCUGGGAAUGAGCGCUUCGAGGGCUUCUGCGUGGACAUGCUGCGGGAGCUGGCCGAGCUGCUGCGCUUCCGCUACCGCCUGCGGCUGGUGGAGGAUGGGCUGUACGGGGCGCCCGAGCCCAAUGGCUCCUGGACGGGCAUGGUUGGCGAGCUCAUCAACCGGAUGAGCAAACUGAGGCCCAGAGACGUGGAAGCCCCUGCCCAAGGUCACCCAGCGAACUCAGGGCAGAGCCGGGGCUCCCCAUUCCCGCACCGGGCCCUUCCCAGCGCCCUGCCUUGCCUGCUCCGUCAUCAGAAGGCAGACCUGGCUGUGGCCGCGUUCACCAUCACGGCCGAGCGGGAGAAGGUCAUCGACUUCUCCAAACCCUUCAUGACCCUGGGGAUCAGCAUCCUCUACCGAGUGCACAUGGGCCGCAAGCCUGGCUACUUCUCCUUCCUGGACCCCUUCUCCCCUGCUGUGUGGCUUUUCAUGCUUCUCGCCUACCUGGCUGUCAGCUGUGUCCUGUUCCUGGCCGCCAGGCUGAGCCCCUACGAGUGGUAUAACCCACACCCGUGCCUGCGGGCACGCCCCCACAUCCUGGAGAACCAGUACACACUGGGUAACAGCCUCUGGUUCCCCGUAGGGGGCUUCAUGCAGCAGGGCUCGGAGGUCAUGCCCCGGGCGCUAUCCACACGCUGCGUCAGCGGAGUCUGGUGGGCCUUCACCUUGAUCAUCAUCUCUUCCUACACGGCCAACCUGGCCGCCUUCCUCACCGUGCAGCGCAUGGAGGUGCCUGUGGAGUCAGCUGAUGACCUGGCAGACCAGACCAACAUUGAGUACGGCACCAUCCAUGCUGGCUCCACCAUGACCUUCUUUCAGAACUCACGGUACCAGACGUACCAGCGUAUGUGGAACUACAUGCAGUCAAAGCAGCCCAGCGUGUUUGUCAAGAGCACGGAAGAAGGCAUCGCGCGUGUUCUCAACUCCCGCUAUGCCUUCCUGCUCGAGUCGACCAUGAACGAGUACCACCGGCGUCUCAACUGCAACCUCACCCAGAUCGGGGGCCUCCUCGACACCAAGGGCUAUGGCAUCGGCAUGCCACUGGGCUCCCCAUUCCGGGAUGAGAUCACCCUGGCCAUCCUGCAACUUCAGGAGAACAACCGGCUGGAAAUCCUGAAGCGCAAGUGGUGGGAGGGGGGCCGGUGCCCCAAGGAAGAGGAUCAUCGCGCUAAAGGUCUGGGCAUGGAGAACAUUGGUGGCAUCUUUGUCGUGCUCAUCUGUGGUCUCAUCAUCGCCGUCUUUGUGGCAGUCAUGGAAUUCAUAUGGUCCACGCGGAGGUCAGCAGAGUCCGAGGAGGUGUCGGUGUGCCAGGAGAUGCUGCAGGAGCUGCGGCACGCGGUGUCCUGCCGCAAGACGUCGCGUUCCCGCCGGCGCCGGCGCCCAGGCGGCGCGAGCCGGGCCCUGCUGUCGCUGCGCGCGGUCCGCGAGAUGCGCCUCAGCAACGGCAAGCUCUACUCGGCCGGCGCGGGCGGGGAUGGGUGGACUCGCCAGAGGGUGCUGCGGACCCGCACUCCGCCCCCCCACUGCGGACAGGAGGAGCGCAGGAAUCGAGGACUCCAGGGGACCACGGGGCCAUUCCGGAAGCGGAAAGCAGUCCGCGAGGAGAGCCCCAUCCUGGGACUGCUCAGGCUCCCCAAAACUUGA